AUGGCUCUGGAAAGCGAUGCUGCUGGUAUGAGUGAGAAAGAGACCCAGCGCCCCUCGACUAUCAGGAAGGCAGCGCGUGCUGCGGCUUCUGCGGUCAAAGGGGGCAGCCUCCGCGCGGUCAAGGCUACCGGCAAGAAAGCCGCUAGGAAGCUGAAGAAGCGCGCAUCGUUCAACUCUGGCACAUCAGAAGGCGACCAAGAGGGCUCGGACGAUGAAGACGUACCCACUGUAGACAACACUGAUGAGGAGCCCGAAGACGAGACACCCCUGAGCAGGCUCUUGGCGAGUCAGCGGAUGAAACAGAAGUUGUCAGCGCCGGUGUACGCAUUCCACAAGCCGGACAUCAAGAUUCUCACCAACGAGAAAGCACAAAUGGUGCACGAGAGUUCACUUGUGCGAAGCCGGGAUAACCUCAUUCGGCAUGCAAAGUCGUGUUUGGAAAGACCUGGCGUGGGGGAAGGCUGCAACUGA
Epithele typhae is the source of this 471-nucleotide messenger RNA. RefSeq lists its product as uncharacterized. The record is from RefSeq and is a predicted model, not a curated record. The coding region runs from base 1 to 471 and encodes 156 amino acids. The transcript is spliced from 3 exons. Lineage: Eukaryota; Fungi; Basidiomycota; Agaricomycetes; Polyporales; Epitheliaceae.